AAUGAUGAUUGGACUGUGGUGAAGUUUGUUGUCCAUUCUGUUGUCGAAUCCAUUCGUUUUUGAUUAUUCCGAAAGUUUUGAUUGAUUAACUGUGUUGAUUUUGUGUUUGAUUAAGCAAAGGAAAUUUUUAUCAAUCAAAAAAAACCGAUCAUCAUCAUUAUCUAGAAUGAUUUUAGUAAUAGUAGUAAAAAUCAUAAUACAAUUAUAUACAUGGAUAACAUUGCCGAUAUAUUUUUUGUUGCAACAACCAUGGAAAAAUCGUUACGGAAAUGACCGAAAACGUAUUCGUACCUAUCGAAAAUCAUCGACGAUCGAAAUGACUGAUAUUUAUGUACGUGAUGAUAAUGGUGAUUAUGAUUAUCCAAUAUUCGAGAAAUCAACAUUAACCGAAAUGUUUGAUGAUUUGAUUCGAAUUUAUCCACCCGAUCGACAUUGUCUUGGUUAUCGAAAAAUUCUUGGCGAACAAAUUAUCGAUACUAAUUCGAAUUGUAAAAAAUUGGAAAAAAAAUAUCGAUUAUCAUCAUAUAAAUGGCUUACCUAUCAAGAUGUUGAUCAAAUUUCUCGAAAUCUUUCCCAAGGUUUAUUAGCAAAAGGUUUAUUGAAAUCUGAUCGUUGUCUAAUAUUUGCUGAAACACGUAUCGAAUGGAUGAUUUGUUUUCGUGCUUUAUUACGUCUCGGUACACCUAUUGUAACAUGUUAUGCUAAUAUGGGUCACGAUGGUGUCAAACAUGGAAUUUUCGAAACCAAUGUUCAAAUGAUAAUAACCUCAUUAAAUUGUCUGCCAAUUCUUGAAAAUGUUCUCAAUUCAUUGCCAUCGACUAUGAAACAUUCUGUUAAACAUAUCAUCUAUAUGGAUGAUUAUCGUCAACCAAAAUCUCUGGGUAAUUUUCAAUCUGAAAUUGACAUUUCAUCAUUAAGUUCUGUUGGUGAAUUGGGUAAAAAAAUACGUGAAGAUGGCAAAGAAUUGCCAUAUCCAGAGCCACGAACAGAUGAUCCGUUGAUAAUAAUGUAUACAUCGGGUACAACCGGCCAACCUAAAGCAGCAUUAAUGACACAACGGCAAAUUAUUCAAUCGAUUCGUGCAUUAUUUACAAUCAUCCGAAAUGUUCGUGAUACCGGUGCCGAACAUACUUAUAUUGCAUUCCUACCAUUAGCGCAUAUUAUGGAAUUAACACUGGAAAUAUUUCUAUCAUUAUUCGGUGUACGAUUGGGUUAUUCAUCACCUCAAACAUUGAUGGACCGAGCACCUGGAUUAGCUUCGGGACAAAAAUCUGAUGUCUGUCUAUUGAAGCCAACCAUAAUGACAACUGUACCAUUAGUUUUGGAACGAAUUUUAAAACAAAUCGGGGAACACAUUCAAACCAAUUCCACCCCACUAUUUCAUCAAAUAUUUGAUUAUCUUAUCGAUUAUAAAGCUAAAUGGACCCGUCGAGGUUAUCAAUCUCCCCUAAUAACUCGGUUCAUUUCGAAAAAAAUUCAAGAAAAAUUUGGCGGUCGACUUCAACUAAUAUUAUGUGGUGGUGCUGCUCUAGAUCCAAUCGUCGAAUCAAAAAUACGUUCAGCAUUGAAUGUAAAAUUGUUAGCUGGUUAUGGUGCAACUGAAACAACUGGUGCUAUAUUUUGUCAAGAUUUUUUCGGUUUAGAUUAUGGAUUUGUCGGCGCACCAAUGGGUGAAAUAUAUCUGCAAUUACGUAAUUGGAAUGAUGGGGGAUAUACGGUACGAGAUCAACCAAAUCCGCGUGGUGAAAUCCUUGUCGGUGGUGAUAUAAUUUGUAUUGAAUAUUUUCAUAAUUCAUCAUUAACUUCGGAAGCAUUUUUUACUGACCCCAAAACGGGAAUUCGUUGGUUUCAAACAGGUGAUAUUGGUGAAUUAUAUCCAAAUGGCUUUUUGAAAAUUAUUGAUCGUCGUAAAGAUCUGAUAAAAUUACAAAAUGGGGAAUAUAUUUCAUUGGGCAAAAUUGAAGCUUCGCUCAAACGUAGCCGUUAUAUUGAAAAUAUUUGCGUUUACGGUCAUAUUAUGUCCGAUUAUUUGGUGGCAUUGAUUGUGCCGGAUAGAAAAUGGUUGAAAAAUUUAUCAGAUGAUUUGGCUAAAUCAAACAACAACAACAUACAAGAUUUAUGCAAUGAUAUCCAUAUCGAACGUUUGAUUUUCGAAGAUGUUCAACAAAUUGCAAAACAAUCUGGAUUAAGUCGUAAAGAAAUUCCUAAACGUAUCCGGUUAAUAUCGGAUGUUUGGUCCGUUGAAACCGGUAUCCUAACAUCGGCAAUGAAAAUGAAACGCAAUGUUAUUGAAAAACUAUAUAGACAACAAUUAUCGGAUUUAUAUUCAGAUUCUAAUAAUAAUUUAGGCUAAAUUGAAAAGUUACAAUGUUCAAUAUUUCAUCGUUUAAUUAAAUUUUUUUUUUAUUUCA
Messenger RNA from Dermatophagoides pteronyssinus (European house dust mite), 2411 nucleotides. RefSeq names its product long-chain-fatty-acid--CoA ligase 4-like. Gene Ontology annotation, molecular function: palmitoyl-CoA ligase activity. Gene Ontology annotation, cellular component: endoplasmic reticulum; lipid droplet; plasma membrane. The record is from RefSeq and is a predicted model, not a curated record. Gene Ontology annotation, biological process: long-chain fatty-acyl-CoA metabolic process; long-chain fatty acid metabolic process; neuron differentiation. Lineage: Eukaryota; Metazoa; Arthropoda; Arachnida; Sarcoptiformes; Pyroglyphidae.